Messenger RNA from Trichosporon asahii var. asahii CBS 2479, 687 nucleotides. RefSeq lists its product as uncharacterized. The record is from RefSeq and is a predicted model, not a curated record. The transcript has 3 exons. NCBI's taxonomy places the organism in Eukaryota, Fungi, Basidiomycota, Tremellomycetes, Trichosporonales, Trichosporonaceae. The coding region runs from base 1 to 687 and encodes 228 amino acids.
AUGGGCUCCCUGGCCGUCGACCCAGCUGGUCUGGGUUCGCCGUUCCACACUCCCACUACACCGCGUUUCUACUCUACUCAGACGCCUGCAUCUGGCUCAGGCUCCGGCUCUGGCCCAGUCCCUGCCGCCGUCGCAGCCGCCGACCUCCACAGCCCGACAGCGUCGACGUCGGUCGUGCGCCGCCUGUUCCGCACGCCACUUGUUCCCUCGGUGCUGCUGAGCACAUCACACCACAGCCGCAAGACGAGUCUGUCCAAGUCCCUCUCCGCGAAAGAGUUACAGUUCGAGCCGUCCUCUGAGAUCUCGGAAGCCGACGCCGAGGACGUCGAAGAGGCUAACGAAGCUUCAAUGGCAACAUUCACAGACCUGCCUGUGGAACACAUUCACACGCUGGCCGACAACCCGUUCCUCCCCGUGGCCAGCCGAUACCUGUACAAUGCCCUCACAGGCGCUUCGGCGACUCACGAUCCCAGUGCUGGAGGAGAUGGUGCGCAUCUGGGACGAGCGGCGGGACUUCAAGCGGCGUGCAGCCCGCAAUCGGCCAACGCACGUAGACGGCGUGCCCGUGACGCCGCGGACGACAAGGCCACCGCUGGAGGUGACAGAUCUGCCCCGCAGGCUAUUCCGCCAUCCGCCGAAACCGGGACAGCCGAGUAUCGACCCGAUGAUCCCGUACCUGCUGAAUGA